Messenger RNA from Paramecium octaurelia, 1079 nucleotides. NCBI's taxonomy places the organism in Eukaryota, Ciliophora, Oligohymenophorea, Peniculida, Parameciidae. The record is from the annotation of a GenBank genome assembly.
AUGAGUAGAUACAAGUAUUAAAAAUAAUAAAUUCAAGGAAAUUGACCCUUUAUUACUCAGAAGUCAUCGAUUAAACAAAAAAUUAAAAGACUUUGAUCACUAUCAUGAAGAAUAAAUCGAAACAUAUAGAAAGAUUUUACAAUCUGAUAGGGAAUNUUUCUCAUGAAAAUGUUGUUCAAUUAUUUGAAGUCAUUGAUGACCCAAACAAAGAUAAAUUAUACUUAGUGAUGGAAUACAUGGGCAAAGGAAGUAUCUUAAGCAAAGGAUUCUUUAAAAAAUAGAAAACCUCUUCAAAUAUACUCGAUGAAAUUGAUGACAAAAAUCCUGUCUCUAGAUUAACAGAAGAAUAGUGUAGGCAUUAUUUUUCUGAUUUUAUUAAAGGAUUAUAUUACUGUAACAUAGUAUUCAUAUUUAGUGCAUGAAUGUGUGAAUGUUAUACACAGAGAUAUCAAACCAGAAAAUUUAUUAGUCAACAUUAAAAACUAACUUAAAAUUGCAGACUUUGGAGUAUCCCACAUUAUGGAAGAUGGAGGAGAUGGUCGAAUAUCCAAUCAGACAGGCACUCAAGCAUACUUAGCUCCAGAAGUAUUUAAAGGUAUGAAUCCUGUCAAUCAUUUAGGAUAGAAUUUCGACGGAAAGCCAGUUGAUAUUUGGGCAGGAGGAGUAACUUUAUAUUAAAUGGUCUAUGGAAAACUGCCAUUCACAAGUUAAAAGUCUAUGGAGUUGAGAUAACAAAUUUUAGAGGAGAAGUACAAAUUUAUGUGUUAUUUAGUCCUCCAUUCUCGUAACCCUCAGGAUUUUCUAGUUCGAUUAUUAAAUUAUUACAGGGUUUAUUAUAAAAGGCUCCUGAAAAAAGGUUGAAAAUUGAUUAAAUUAUUAUGGAUGAUUGGGUCACCGAUUUUGGUAAGUAGCCAAUUAUUAAUUAAUAUAUUGAAUAUGUCGAUGUCACAGAAAUGGAUAUACGAUUUGCUUUAACUAGUCUCAAUAUUUAAAUGGCUUUGAAAAUAGUUGUAAAAUUGUUGUAUCAAGCCAAGAAAGCUAGAAGGAAGAUUGCAGAAAGAAAAAAAAUGAAAAAAUGA